Botrytis fragariae is the source of this 426-nucleotide messenger RNA. RefSeq lists its product as uncharacterized. The transcript is spliced from 3 exons. Bases 75 to 380 code for a protein of 101 amino acids. The record is from RefSeq and is a predicted model, not a curated record. Lineage: Eukaryota; Fungi; Ascomycota; Leotiomycetes; Helotiales; Sclerotiniaceae.
UAUCUACCUAGACACAAUAAAUCUUCCUUACGUUCUACUUGAUCCGGACUUUAUCUCCUUCAUCAUAACAUCCAAUGAAAUCACACCUUUGCCCCCUCCAUCCCCCCAUCCCACCGUCUACCCCGUACAACCCAACAACUUUAUUUCCAGAUGGUAUUUCCCCUCAUCUCCAACGGCUGCCGUGUUACCCCGAGGACCUCCACUCAAAAAGUGGUCUUAUUUUUCCAUGUACGGACAUCAUGGUCCUUUCAUGUGCCUCCUUGCCCCGACCCGUAUAUGCUUACUAUUUCUCUACAAAGUACAUAUUGAUGCAUGCAUCGAUCAUGAGCUCGCCAACCCCGAGGCAUCGGUACGUAUCCGAGGGAAGGGUGCCGGGAUAAGUAGAGCGUCGCAUCGUGCUUACUGGGUAUCAACUAUCUGCAACUA